CAUUAAUUUAAGCUGCAGAAAGAUGCAACAAUUAUUCAUUGCCCUCUUCAGAUUAUUAUCAACUUUUCAAUAAAAUUUUAAACUCUUCGUUUGCCGAAAGAGAGUCUAAUUCUUAUCAGUUAUUUUCUGUUUGUUAGUUUCGAAUAGGGAGUUCAGUUUGAAAUUGGUCAGCUGGCGCAAUGAAAGUCGCGUGUGGGAUUCUGUUGUUCUUCGGAAUAGUGUCCUUUAUUUCAUCGGAAUUCUGCGAUAAUGGAACUGGAGAGUGCAAAGAUUUGAGUGCCACGGACUGCCCGGUCGUAUUUUUCAACCUGGCUUCGAUGGGACGUUCCGUGAAAUAUUGCGACGAGUUCAACGACAUCGUAUGCUGUCCCCUGCCAAUUUAUAUGCACAGCCAGUCGCAGCAAUUUUCGGUCAACACCGGGCUCAAAAGAUUCGAGAAGGAAUGUCGUCGCUAUAACGAGAUAAGAGCUUCCUGCCGCUCCACGCCGCUGAUUGUGGGAGGCGCCAAGGCCGCCGGCCGGGAAUUCCCCUUCAUGGCGCUACUGGGGCAGCGUGGGAAAGACUCUCCGCAGAUCGACUGGGACUGCGGGGGCACCCUCAUCCACCCCAAGUUCGUGCUCACCGCCGCCCACUGCCUGGAGACCAGCGAAACCAAGGAGCAGCGCCUGGACCCCAAUUACGAUGGACCCAAGUAUGUGGUCAGACUGGGAGAGCUGGACUACGAGAGCAGCUCGGAUGACGCCCAGCCGCAGGACUUCCGGGUGGUCAACUACGUGGUACAUCCUGCAUAUGGCGAGGACGACGACACCGGGAGCCGCAGGAACGACAUCGCCCUGGUGGAACUGGACAGGGAGUCCUCUCUGACCGAGUACGUGGCUCCCGCCUGCCUGCCACCCACCAGUGGCAAUGACCUCCUUCAGGUGACAGCUGCGGGAUGGGGCGCCACCGCGGAGGGCGGGCACUCCUCCUCGCAUCUGCUGAAAGUAACCUUGGACAGAUUCGAGGAGCGGCAGUGCAGUCAGCGGCUGGGGCACAAAGUAGACCUGCGAACGCAACUGUGUGCGGGCUCCCGGAACACCAGUGCGGAUACUUGCUAUGGCGACUCCGGCGGACCCGUCUUCGUCCCGCACCCCGCGUACCCCUGCCUCAAGCAGGUGAUUGGCAUCACCUCCUACGGACUGGUGUGCGGCACCCAGGGACUCCCCAGUGUGUACACCAAGGUGCACCUCUACACCGACUGGAUAGAGAACAUCGUGUGGGGAGAGUAGGACUCCAAGUGUAUGAGUAUAGUUUGCAACUCUAUAUGAGAGGAAACCACAGAACUCUGCUCUUUGGGUUAAUCCUGAAUGAAUAUAUUGUAUGGCCGAAAUCCUGUAUAACAUCUCUUUAAGGGUUAUCGUACUGCUUUUAGUGAAUAUUAUUUUCUUAAAGGUGGUUAACUUAAAAUAAUGUUCAUAAAUAUGUACAAUAGCUUAUUCAUAUAUAUGCAUAUUGAUAGGUUAUUCAAAGAAAAACUCUCACUUUAUCAAUACUUAUACUUUAUAAGCCAUUAUAUUGCAUUUUCACCUAUGUACCUCUGUCUUACUUGAAGGUAAAACAUAAAACACUUCAACUUAAAAUCAAAUGAUAUUAAUAAUAAAACAAGGCAUUAACGACUACAAACAAUA
Molecule: messenger RNA, 1667 nt
Organism: Drosophila rhopaloa
Lineage: Eukaryota; Metazoa; Arthropoda; Insecta; Diptera; Drosophilidae
Product: venom protease
Exons: 3
Coding region: 180-1268 (362 amino acids)
Biological process (GO): proteolysis
Molecular function (GO): serine-type endopeptidase activity
Source: RefSeq, a predicted model, not a curated record